Pongo pygmaeus (Bornean orangutan) is the source of this 3004-nucleotide messenger RNA. It is a transcript of the gene RNASEH2C, whose product is annotated as ribonuclease H2 subunit C. NCBI's taxonomy places the organism in Eukaryota, Metazoa, Chordata, Mammalia, Primates, Hominidae. Gene Ontology annotation, biological process: RNA catabolic process. The coding region runs from base 393 to 887 and encodes 164 amino acids. Gene Ontology annotation, cellular component: ribonuclease H2 complex. The record is from RefSeq and is a predicted model, not a curated record. The transcript has 4 exons.
UGUCUUUAAAAAAUAUAUAUAAAUAAGAAAAAGAAAGAAAGAGGGAAGAAAGGGAAGGGAAGGGGGGAAGGCAGGGAGGCAGGGAGGAGGGGGGAAGGGGAGAGGGAGGGGGAGAGGAAGCGGGAGGGGGGAGGGGAGAGGGAGGGGGGAGGGGAGGUGGGGAAGGAAGGAAGGAAAAAGACAAAACACAACUGGAAAACCCUAGGACUUGGACCCAGGGAAAGCGUUAGGGGUAAGGGGACUACACUUCCCGUGAAGCUCCGCGGCGGCUUCCCGUGAGGCUCCGCGGCGGCUUCCCGAGAGGGCCUGCGCGGCUUCCCGAGAGGGCCUGCGCGCCUUCCGCGCAAGUUUCAGCGUCAGCCCGCGAGCCCUGGCGUCGUGUAGGAGCGAAGAUGGAGAGCGGCGACGAAGUGGCCAUCGAGAGGCACCGCGUCCACUUGCGCUCCGCCACAUUGCGCGACGCCGUCCCCGCCACACUGCAUCUACUGCCCUGCGAGGUCGCGGUGGACGGGCCCGCCGCGGUGGGGCGCUUCUUCACGCCCGCCAUCCGCCAGGGCCCCGAGGGACUCGAAGUGUCGUUUCGGGGCCGCUGUCUACGGGGAGAGGAGGUGGCGGUGCCGCCUGGCCUCGUGGGAUACGUGAUGGUGACGGAAGAGAAGGAGGUGUCGAUGGGGAAGCCAGACCCCUUGCGGGAUUCCGGGACUGACGACCAAGAAGAGGAGCCGCUGGAACGGGACUUCGACCGCUUCAUUGGAGCCACUGCCAGCUUCAGCCGCUUCACCCUGUGGGGUCUGGAGACUAUCCCUGGCCCGGAUGCCAAAGUGCGUGGGGCCUUAACUUGGCCCAGCCUUGCGGCAGCGAUUCACGCACAGGCGCCCGAGGACUGAGAACCAGAACUUGAAAUUCAAAGCUGCGAUCCCUUCACAGCAGUAAACCAGCUCUUUGGAACCACUGAUUCCAUCAUCCCAAUAAAGGAGCUCUUCACAGCACCUGUGAGUCUGGGCGCCUUAGAGCCCCUAAGCCAGCAUGGGCCCCUUCCCCCUCCUUCCCCCACGAACUUUGCAUGGCUCUGGCAUAUAGAAACAAUUUAUUUAUUGCCGGGGGCAAUAGGGGUAAGAGAAGCCAGAAAUUUUUGCAGCCAGCACCCACCCCACCCCCAACUUCUACUUUACAAAAGAAAUUUUUACAAUCACCAGCCCUCUGUACAGAGCUCCCCCACCCCCCAUCUCACUGUACACAGCUGCCUGGCUCCCUCUGGUCCCUGCUUCAGAGCAGGCCUGGGCCUGUGGCCAGCUGACCUUGGAGUUGGCCUGAGCCUGGAGCUCGCCUUGGUGCCGGGCACCGAUGGGCCCCUGCUAGGCCUGUCCCCUCCUUUUCGAGCUGUCCUCAGCCCCAUCUCCCUUAGACUGCUUUGUGGGAGCUGCAGCGGGGGCGGGGUGGGCUAUCAGCCCCAGUCCUGCUGCCAUCUUGGCACUGCAGCGGGCAGUGCCCGGUCACCACUUCCCCCUCUUGCUCCAGUCCUUGGGAGUGAAGUGCAGACACUUGGAGUCGAUCCGCAGGAGCCGCUUGAGCAUGGCCCGCUCAUGGCCAUCAACGAUGUCCUCUGACAGUGUGAGGAUGUACUGGCCCUGGGCAGAGGAGAUGGAUUCAGCAGGUGGUCAGCCCACAGGGGCCUGCACUCUGCAUCCCACAUACCUGUCUCCCCUGCCUGCCUCCCUACCUUGUAGUAGUUGAUGAGAUUGAGGUACUGCAGAGUGGAGAUGACAUCCUCCUUCUUGAUGCUGGUGAUUUCACUUAUCUCACUGUGGGAGAGCAAAGGUCAGGUUCCCUGAGGACCUUCAUCUAUCCCCAGGGGCCCCGAGAGAGUGAGAAAGCCCAGCAACAGACAAGCCAUGCCAUGUACCCCCAGGUAGGCAGCGCCAGGCUCACUUGAUGGUGAUCUGUGGCCUCUCCCCGCUCUCCGACUUCAGCCCCAUCAGGAUCUCCAGGAUGGUCUGGGACCAGUAGCUUCGAUAGGAUAGGAGGCCAAGGUCUGAGAGGGGCUUCUCAGGGGUCCCUGUUUUCCCUUCCACUUUGGAGAGUUCAUAGCCUAAAGCAAUGGAGCAGGAGAGGGUGAGUAAGAGGCCACAGAUGAAUAUAAGCAACGUUUAAAAACACAGGUCGCCAAGGCAGGCUGCCUAGUUCCCAUCAUGGCCCUGCCACUUGGCAGUUCUGUGCCCUCCACUUCUGUGCCGCAGUUCCCUGAGGAAGAACUGAGUAUUCACUCUUCCCGUGUGCUGCGCACAGUGGAGGGCGUGAGGGCACCGAGAGCAGCAGCUGCAGUCAACCAUGAGGGUGAUGAGAGGCCAGUGAAGGCUUACGGGCGGGGGAUGCAGAGAAAUGGCUCAUGGGAAGAAGGUGCCUCCAGUUUUCCUUUUGCCAUCCCAGGCUCCGUGUCUGGGCAUGAAAGGAAGUGGAGACAGAUUCCUGUCUCUAAUCCAGACCUGAGAAUGCUUGAAUUCUCAAAGUCCUCCUAGCUGGGAUCUUGCGAGUGUCAGCUGCUUUAACACCUGAACGGCCUGACUGGGUGGUUGUGAGGAUGCAAGGAGAAAAGGUGCACCAAGGUGCUUCCUAAGUUGGGGAGACCAUUCCUGGUAGCCAGGUGACUGACCCCCACCGUGGCUCUUUCCCUCCAACUCGUGCAGAUAGCUGGGCACUGGGAGGCUGUCCCCAGUGAGAUCCUCAGACCCUGCACAGCCCUGAGUGGCUUCACAUCUCUCGGUCAGUGUCUUCAUUCUCCUCAGUCAGGGACCUGGGAUGUUUGUUACUUCUAGAAGCCCCUCCUAACCCUCAUAAUGGACCUUAGCCCCUUGCUGGUCCCACUCACAUCCCGUCUCCAUUGCUGUCUGAGCUCCAAGACUGAGUUUCUUCAAGCAUCCACUUGUGCUACCAGGCUGAGAAAUUCUGAGGAUGUGACCCCAUCUGGGCAUCAUUUAACCAAUAAAAUUUCUUGAAUGGACCAUAA